Molecule: messenger RNA, 1350 nt
Organism: Cinclus cinclus
Lineage: Eukaryota; Metazoa; Chordata; Aves; Passeriformes; Cinclidae
Gene: GOT1
Product: glutamic-oxaloacetic transaminase 1
Exons: 9
Coding region: 1-1239 (412 amino acids)
Biological process (GO): L-aspartate biosynthetic process
Cellular component (GO): cytosol
Molecular function (GO): pyridoxal phosphate binding; L-aspartate:2-oxoglutarate transaminase activity
Source: RefSeq, a predicted model, not a curated record
AUGGCCGCCUCCAUCUUCGCCGCCGUCCCCCGCGCCCCGCCUGUCGCCGUCUUCAAGCUCACGGCGGAUUUCCGGGAGGACGGCGACUCGCGGAAGGUCAACCUCGGCGUGGGCGCCUACCGCACGGACGAGGGGCAGCCAUGGGUCCUGCCGGUGGUGAAGAAGGUGGAGCAGAUGAUCGCCAACGACAACAGCCUGAACCACGAGUAUCUGCCCAUCCUGGGUCUGCCCGAGUUCCGGGCCAACGCCUCCCGGAUCGCCCUGGGUGAUGACAGCCCUGCCAUCAAGGAGAACCGGGUUGGAAGUGUUCAGUCCCUGGGCGGGACGGGUGCUCUGCGGAUCGGAGCAGAGUUCCUGAGGCGCUGGUACAAUGGCAACAACAACACGGCCACCCCAAUCUACGUCUCCGCUCCAUCCUGGGAGAACCACAAUUCUGUUUUUAUGGAUGCUGGCUUCAAAGACAUUAGAACCUAUCACUACUGGGAUGCUGCCAAGAGGGGUCUGGACCUCCAGGGGCUGCUGAAUGACAUGGAAAACGCCCCAGAGUCCUCCAUUUUCAUCCUCCAUGCCUGUGCGCACAACCCAACAGGCACAGACCCUACUCCUGAGCAGUGGAAACAGAUUGCUGGUGUCAUGAAGCGCCGGAGCCUGUUUCCAUUCUUCGACUCCGCGUACCAAGGGUUUGCCUCUGGCAGCCUGGACAAAGAUGCCUGGGCUGUGCGAUACUUUGUCUCCGAGGGCUUUGAGCUCUUCUGUGCACAGUCGUUUUCCAAGAACUUUGGGCUUUACAAUGAACGGGUGGGGAACCUGACCGUGGUGGGGAAGGAUGCGGACAAUGUGCAGCGUGUGCUAUCCCAGAUGGAGAAGAUUGUGCGCACCACUUGGUCCAACCCUCCCUCCCAGGGAGCACGCAUUGUGGCAACUACGCUUUCUUCCCCGCAGCUCUUUGAUGAGUGGAAGGGCAACGUGAAGACAAUGGCAGAUCGGGUCUUGCUGAUGCGGUCAGAGCUCCGGUCUCGACUGGAGGCCCUUGGGACCCCAGGCACCUGGAACCACAUCACAGAGCAGAUCGGCAUGUUCAGCUUCACAGGGCUGAACCCUAAGCAGGUGGAGUACAUGAUCAAGGAAAAACACAUCUACCUGAUGGCUAGUGGGCGCAUCAACAUGUGUGGUCUAACUACCAAGAACCUGGACUAUGUGGCCAAGUCCAUCCAUGAAGCUGUCACAAAAAUCCAAUGAAGCACAUGAACAACCAAACUUACAUGAAGUCACCAAAGCUAUAGUGUGUAGUCCAUGUCUUUCUCUGCUCAUGGCUUGCCUUUUCCCACACCUCUUGGGGUUUAAUAAAGA